This is a messenger RNA of Trichomycterus rosablanca, 2963 nucleotides long. RefSeq names its product phosphoglucomutase-1-like. Gene Ontology annotation, molecular function: phosphoglucomutase activity; magnesium ion binding. Lineage: Eukaryota; Metazoa; Chordata; Actinopteri; Siluriformes; Trichomycteridae. The transcript is spliced from 11 exons. The record is from RefSeq and is a predicted model, not a curated record. Bases 1208 to 2905 code for a protein of 565 amino acids. Gene Ontology annotation, cellular component: cytosol. Gene Ontology annotation, biological process: carbohydrate metabolic process.
UAAACCCUGUGGUUUUAAGAAAACAGCAUUUCUAACCUAAAUGAAAAAUCAUCGGCCGCUCAGGUGGCGCAGCAGUAAAAACACACGCUGGAACACCAGGGCUGGGAUCUCGAAUACAUCGUAUCGAGCAGAGCAGCCACAUGAACAAUGAUUGGCCUGUUGUUCAGAUAUGGGCAGAAUAUUAAAGCCGGAUAGGGACUCUCUCAUAACUGAUGCAGUUACGACCUCUGGAUGGAAAAGAGUGCUGAUCAGGGUGUGUCUCUCCGUACACAACGCUGAGCUGCACUGCACUCGUCAAAGUGUAGGUGACAAAAUGCAUAUGGCUGCUGCCCACGUGUCGGAGGGGGCGUGGGUUAGCUUUGUUCUCCUCAAUCAGAGUGGGGGUGAGCAUUGGUGGAGAGGAAGCGUGACGCAAUCGGGCAAUUGGACGCUCUAAAAAGGGAGAAAAAGGGGAAAAAAAUCCAUGAAAGUUACAUCAUUUUUGUGAUCGUCUUAACUGUUUAGUAGCAGCUCAUUGACAAAAUACUGUUUGCACUAGUAAAAAAUAUUAAUUGUUUAUUGUUGGUAUCAUCCCAAGGAACUAAGAAAUGCAAAGAAAUAUUUUUUGAGACCAAUAAAGGGUUAAAGCUUUUAAAAGUCUUUAUAGGAAGUCUGCGCUUCAGAAAACAGUUCCCACAUUCCAUCACAAACCACCCAGGAUUUUAAAACCUGCUUCAUGUAGCUGCAUAGCUCCAGGUUUCUUUUAUUUUGUCCAUCACCUGCACGACACCAAUCUGUGAGGCUUAUCAAAAUUAGCUCGUUCACAAGUGGUGCUCAGAUCUUCGGCCUGCCUACAUCCCAGCUGCCUGAGAUGUGUCCCAAGGUGCCACCGCGCCAAUGGCUUAUUCACGCCACGCUGCGCCUCUUCACUGGUGAUUAGGUGCUAAUUGUGGUAUCUCCAUGUCCUUCAGUGUGUGGAUCAUCUCAGGCAUCCUGUCUCUAUGACGCCGCAUGAGCGGGAAGUCUGACAGUGACGCCCGGGCACAAGUGUCCGCAGGAACCCUUCUUCAGUUACCGUCUUGACUGCCAGUCUAUUUUUGGGCCCUUAACGACUGGUGCUGCCAGCUACAGGAGAACCACAAGGCUUCCCUCCCCUCCGUUUUUGAAAAAGGAGCGUGCAGCAGCGCUGACCCCAUUUCAAUUCGGGUUUUUCUCCUCUCCUCGAGCGAUGGAAGACAGUCCGCUGCAGGUGCUGCAUUUCCCCACCACUCCGUAUCCUGACCAGAGGCCCGGCACCGGUGGCCUGAGGAGGAAGGUCUUCGUGUUCAAGUCCAAGAUAAACUAUCUGCACAACUUCGUGCAGAGUGUCUUCUCUUCUAUUGACCUGCGAGACCGCCAAGGCUCGACCGUCGUGGUUGGAGGAGAUGGGCGUUACUUUAACACGACUGCCAUCCAGGUCAUCGUUCAGAUGGCCGCAGCCAAUGGGGUAGGUCGUCUGGUGAUUGGUCAGAACGGCUUCAUGUCCACACCUGCGGCGUCCUGUGUGAUCAAGAAGUUUAAGGCUAUUGGUGGAAUUUUGCUCACUGCCAGUCACAACCCUGGAGGACCAGACGGCGACUUCGGCAUCAAGUUCAAUACGGCUAAUGGAGGUCCUGCACCCGAGGAUGUGACUGAAAAGAUCUUCCAGAUAAGCAGAAGCAUUGAGGAGUAUGCAAUCUGCCCUGAACUCCGAGUGGACCUGGCGACCAUCGGCAGGCAGAGUUUCGACCUGGAGAACAAAUUUAAGCCAUUUACAGUCGAGAUUGUGGACCCGGUGGAAUCGUACGCCAACAUGCUGAGGAACGUCUUUGACUUCGCGGCACUGAAGGAACUGCUGUCCGGCGAGAAUCACAUACGGAUCCGCUUAGACGCCAUGCAUGGAGUUGUUGGCCCGUAUGUAAAAAAGAUCCUGUGUGAAGAGCUGGGUUCUCCUGCCAACUCAGCCAUCAACUGCAUCCCUCAGGAGGACUUCGGUGGUCAGUGUCCAGAUCCAAACCUGACCUAUGCUACUGAUCUGAUUGAGAGCAUGAAAAGUGGCCGGUAUGACUUCGGAGCUGCAUUCGAUGCUGAUGGUGACCGGAACAUGAUUUUGGGGAAGCAUGGAUUUUUCAUUAACCCCUCCGACUCGGUUGCUGUCAUUGCUGCAAACGUCUUCUGCAUCCCUUACUUUCAGCACAUGGGGGUGAGAGGCUUUGCUAGAACUAUGCCCACCAGUGGAGCACUUGACAAUGUGGCUAAAGCUACCAAGAUUCAGCUGUAUGAAACGCCGUCAGGGUGGAAGUUCUUUGGAAAGCUAAUGGACGCUGGCCGACUUUCUCUCUGUGGAGAGGAGAGCUUUGGCACAGGUGCAGACCAUAUCCGUGAGAAAGACGGGCUUUGGGCCGUGCUCACCUGGCUCUCCAUUCUCGCUAACAAAAAGCAAAGUGUCGAGCAGGUCAUGAUCCAUCACUGGAAAACCUACGGCAGGAACUAUUACACCAGAUAUGAUUACGAGCAUGUGGAUAUAGACACGGCAGUGGAGAUGAUGCUGGAUCUCGAGGUGAUCAUUACAGAAAAAGCUUUUACUGGGCAGAAAUUUACCAUCGGAGACAAAACCUACGAAGUGGAGAAAGCCGACAACUUUGAGUACAGCGAUCCGAUAGACGGAAGCAUCACAAAGAACCAGGGCCUGCGGAUCAUAUUUAAAGGUGGUUCACGCAUCAUAUUUCGUCUGAGUGGAACCACUUUAAGUGCCACCAUUCACCUCUACGUCGACAGCUAUGAGAAAGAUGUAAACAAUCUCUUCCUGGACCCACAGGUGAAGCUGGCCGAGCUUGUAAAUAUCGCGCUUAAGUUAUCCCAGCUGUGUGAGAGAACGGGAAGAAACACUCCCACUGUCGUGACAUGAUGUACAUUUAUGAUCGUCUUUGUGUAUUUUUUUAAUAAAACUACAUUUUGAAAGAGUU